Labeo rohita (rohu) is the source of this 1929-nucleotide messenger RNA. RefSeq names its product citrate synthase-related protein DDB_G0287281. The transcript has 6 exons. The coding region runs from base 1129 to 1929 and encodes 266 amino acids. The record is from RefSeq and is a predicted model, not a curated record. NCBI's taxonomy places the organism in Eukaryota, Metazoa, Chordata, Actinopteri, Cypriniformes, Cyprinidae.
GAGCGAGCGAGCGAGCGAGCGAGAGAGAGAGAGAGCGAGCGAAACUGCUCUGCUCUCGCCUACAUUUCAGGCGAGGCGUAUCUCAAACGAGCCCAAUAACUUCUGAAGCGACUUCAAGCGGUGCUACGCAGACCAACCGGUGUUUGACAAAGAACCGCGAGAACGAUUCGAAAACUUGAGUCCUCUGCUCUCUAUAGCUCGCGAUACUUUGGUGUCAAACACCGAUCGGUCUGCCCAGCGCCGCUUCAAGCCGAACACACCUUUGAGCAAUGGAGCUUUUUACGUUGUAGUGUAGUUAUUUAACCUCAUUACGGUUUUUGACCAUUUUGAUAAAUGCUGCCUUGAACAUAAAGUAUCUUAUUUGGUACUCUUACGUUUUGAAGGGCAACGUGUAUAAAUCCAAUAUAUAUUAUAUGUAAUUAACAACAUUAUUAAGAAUUUGAGAAUAAUCAUUCAUUAGUUCAUAAAUACGUUUAUACUGGUUUAUUUCAGUUGUUAUAUGUAGUGACGUAUUCAAUAAAAACAAUAAAUAACCAAUAAAUAAAAAAAUAACCAAUAGAACCAAUAAAUGUUUUAAUAUAUCGCAAGGUACAGAAAGGAAGAACACAACCAACUGAAAUAAAUCAAUGUAGACAAUAGCUAAAGGUUGCGCAGCUGUAGCCUAACCUUACACAAAGGGAAUGUCUGUCAUUCAGUCGUAGACGAUAGCAUAAAACGUGCAUAAACUCUUAUGAAAGGUAAACUUUAGUAUAGGCAUAAUUUCAGCGAGAAGCUGAAACUACAGUUAGCCUACCUUUAUUCAAGUACCUACACAUAAGGUAUAAAAUGUCGGAUCCGGAGUUUUCUGUAAAGCGGCUUUGGAACCAUUCGGCCCGCCCCGCUUAGCUACUAAUACACCUGCCGUGGCGUCUGUUUUGCCAUAGUUUGGAGCUUCAGUGACAAUCAAAUCACACGUAGCAGCUGAUAAAGAUUUUUACUACUACAUCAAGAGACAAACCGAGCAAAAUUAAUGAAACUCCGCCGCUUCUUCACGCUCAUAACCUGUGUUGGCCUCACCGGUAAGUAGCAUUGUAGCAUUUAAAAGCUCUCCGUGGUGUUGAUCUCUGUGAAGUACCAGUCACACUGCGCAUGCGGAAGUCGGAAAGCGGAAACGCGGGCUUUGGAGAGAAUGCCUUACAAACUUCAACACUGCCUUGUGAAUUCGUAUCAAGUGCCGUGGGCGACAUGACAGUGGAUGUAAAAAGGGGAGAAAACAUCAUCCUACCAGACAAAAAUCAUGUCAUGGGGGAUGUCAAUCGAGUGAUGCUGUGGAGACGUUACGAAAACGGCACACAAGCUAUAAUCUUCCGCUACUGUUCCAACAAAGAGACGAAGAGAGGGUGCCCCGCUAUCGACGACAACAGAGUCCAGCUUGGAUCUGAGAAUGUUUCUGUAAUCAUUCGUGAUGCCAGAGCCACUGACGCAGGAAGAUACAUUGUCGAAGUGAUCGGGGACAACACUAUCAGGGAAGAGUUCACCGUUGUAUUCACCGAGUCUUCUGGUGGCCAGUUCACAGUGAUCAUUGGUGUGGUCACUGGUGUGAUUGGUGUGGUCAUUGUAGGGUCAGUGUUUGCUGUAUACUUACGUAAAAAGAAAAACCUGAAGAAACUUGAUUCCUGUGACAGCACAGUGGAUUCAGAAGUGGCGGACAGUCAAUCAAGCAUCACUGGAGAUGAACACGACACAGACACAUCUUCUGAGGAACACUGCUUGGUAGAGAAGAAACCAGAAGACCUUCACAGACCAAAUCCAUAUGCAAUUAAUUCAAUCAAUAAUAAUAACAAUAAUAAUAAUAAUAAUAAUAAUAAUAAUAAUGAUAAUGAUAAUGAUGAUGUUAUUAUACAUAUGACGCCGACCAGAAGGCAACAUUUUGAAGAGGAAGUGGGCUAG